AUGCCGUUCGGGCUCCAGAUCGUCGACACGCCCGGCAUGAUCGAUUUGCCAGCAAGCGACAGUUCCUUUGGUGGCAGGGGUUGCCUGGGCUACAACUUCGUAGACGUGGCGCGAUGGUGGGCCAAGCGUUCCGACCUCAUUUUGCUGCUCUUCGACCCAGACAAGCCAGGCACCACGGGCGAGACGCUGGAGGUGCUGACGGAGUCCCUGCAGGGGCUGGACCACAAGUUCAUGAUCGUUCUCAAUAAGUCGGACAAGCUGGACAGCUCGGCGGACUUUGCCAGGGCCUACGGCGCGCUGGGCUGGUCGCUGUCCAAGGUCAUCAAGUGGAAGGACAUCCCCACGCUGUUCACCGUCUUCAACGAAGGCUUCGGAGGCGGCGCGUGCGCCGCCGGCUCCGGCCUCCCCCUGGAGGCCUUCUCGCAGAAGCGCGAGGAGCUCAUCGACGAGGUCUUGCGCGUGCGGGAGAGACACAACGACAACAUCGUCACCGCACUCGACGAGACCCUCUGCCAGGUCGAGAUGGUCUGCACCGUCGUCGAGGCCGUCCGCGCGCGCGUGUGCGCGCGACGGCGGCUCCUCGUGGCCGCCGGCACAACGGCGCUCGCGGCGCUGGCGCUCGGAGCCGCGCAGCUCCGGACCUCCCCCUUCGUGGAGCUCCUGGCCCCCGGGGCGCGCCUCGGACUCCUCGCGUCCUGCCUCGCGCCCUGCCUCGGGGGCGCGCUGCUCCUCCGGGGCCUCUGCGCGCAGCACCAGCGCCUGCUCCGGGCUGGCCUCGGCGUCGUGCUCCGGGAGUGCUACGCGCAGCACUUCGUCCACCGCGACGGGGAGGAUGUCGAAUACAGGUGGCAGGCCGUCGCCCCAAAGGUCUACGCGAUCCUCGAUUCGGUGCAGUCCCUCGCGCACUUGCCGCGCUUCCGCCGUUGGGAGCUGGCCCGCAUCCAGGAGUGCCUGGAGAAGGACAUUUG
Molecule: messenger RNA, 968 nt
Organism: Prorocentrum cordatum
Lineage: Eukaryota; Dinophyceae; Prorocentrales; Prorocentraceae
Source: the annotation of a GenBank genome assembly